Messenger RNA from Agrilus planipennis (emerald ash borer), 1956 nucleotides. It is a transcript of the gene Tom70, whose product is annotated as mitochondrial import receptor subunit TOM70. Lineage: Eukaryota; Metazoa; Arthropoda; Insecta; Coleoptera; Buprestidae. Bases 155 to 1834 code for a protein of 559 amino acids. The transcript has 4 exons. Gene Ontology annotation, molecular function: protein binding. The record is from RefSeq and is a predicted model, not a curated record.
GUCAACGUUACAGGGCAGUACAGGGAUUGUACUGUGUGUGAUUGUACUGACGAGCUCUUCUAAGUCAAAAUUUUACUGUUUUUUUAUGGUUGUCAAAUGUUGGAGUUUUCUCAGUAUAAAAAAUUAAAUAAAAUUUUCAAUCGAAAACUCCGUAAUGUCUAAAAGUGGUACUCAUUCGAUUCCAAAAUGGCAAAUAGCUUUAGUGGCCGGAGCUGCAGUUGGUGCUGUCUCAUUAAGUUACAUGAUUUACAAAAGCCGGUUUAGUAAGAGCUCGUCAAAAGAAGUCAAGGAAAAUGGUAAAAUAAAAGAUAAGAAAGUAAAGAAAGAUGCAUCUGAAGAACCAGAAACACCUUUGCAGAAGGUUAUUAACUUCAAAGAUGAAGGGAAUGCGUUAUUUAAAAAGGGCAAAUAUGAUGAAGCAAUAUCUUUUUACACACAAGCGAUUUUCCAAUGUCCAGAAGGUUUUCCAACUGAUUUGGCGACAUUUUAUCAAAACCGUGCUGCUGCUUAUGAACAAUUAAAGAAAUGGAGUGCUGUUGUUGAAGACACAACCAAAGCUCUUGAAUUCAACCCUAAAUAUGAAAAAGCUUUGUCAAGAAGGGCCAGGGCAUUUGAAUCUUUAGGAAAACUAGAAGAAUGCCUGGAUGACAUAACAACUGUUUGUUUAAUUCAACAUUUCCAAAAUCAACCUGCCCUUAUGAUGGCAGACAGAGUUUUGAAAGAAUUGGGUAAACAACAUGCAAUUGAAGCAAUCAAGAAUAGAAAACCGAUGCUUCCAUCAAAACACUUUGUUAAAAGUUACUUUAUUUCAUUUUCUUCUGAUCCAGUUUAUGAGAAGCUCAUGGAUAGUUCUACUCCUAUUGGAGAGGGAGAUGUUAGAGGUUUUUUGAGGGCUAAGUUGGCAUUUGCUACCGAAAAUUUCGAGGAAAUCAUACCUGCCUGUACUGAAGAAAUAAAUUCCAGUGAAUCUGAGUCUGAAUAUUAUCUAGAAGCAUUAUCUUUACGUGCAUCAUUCCAUUUACUUUGUGCAUCACAUAAAGAGGCAUUUGAUGACUUAAAAGCUGCCAUAGAUACUGUUGAUGCUGAUGUGAAAAUCAAAGUUAAUUGUCUCAUCAAACGGGCGUCACUUUAUAUGCAAAUGGGGGAAAAUGAGAAAUGCCUUGAAGACUUUGAAACAGCUGCUGAACUGGGACCUGAAAUUUCAGAUGUUUAUCAUCAUCGGGGUCAAGUGAAACUUUUGAUGGAAAAAACAACAGACGCAAGGCAAGAUUUUGAAAAAGCAGUAACUCUGAAUCCCAAUUAUGCAAUUGCUUAUGUACAAAAGUGUUACACGGACUACAGAUACGCCCUUAUGACCCAGGACGUGAAUCUUUUGACUCAGUCGUUAGGAAACUUUAGAAGAGCUACAGAGAAGUUCUCAAAUUCCUCAGAAGUCUACAUUUUGUUUGCUCAAGUCCUGACUGAAAGACAAGAAUUUAGUCAAGCUGAGAAAUUAUAUACAAAAGCAGCAGAAUUGGAUCCCAGCAAUGCUACCAUUUUGGUGCACAGGGGCCUUUUACAACUUCAAAUUGAAGGCAAAUUCGAAAAGGCCGUCGAACUGAUGAAAGAAUCCAUAAAACUGGAUGAAAAAUGCGAGUUUGCCUAUGAGACAUUAGCAACUGUUGAAGUGCAAAGGGGUAAUCUUUUACUUGCAAUUGAAUUGUUCGAUAAAGCUAUUGCCUUGGCUAGGACGGAAAUGGAAAUGACUCAUUUGUUUUCGUUAAGAGAUGCCGCAGCAUCACAGCUGAGAGUUACAAACAGGUUGAAUAUUGGACCACAACUCCUGAAGACAUAGAAAUGUAAAAAUUGUUGUAAAAUUACUGUACUUAUGGAUGUGAUGCCAUGCCCUGUAAAAAUACAAAUUAAUCUGUUAAUAAAUUGUGUAGCAUUUAAAAUAAAACAGUUUUGUAAAGUUUA